This is a messenger RNA of Scleropages formosus (Asian bonytongue), 1104 nucleotides long. It is a transcript of the gene ptgfr, whose product is annotated as prostaglandin F receptor (FP). Gene Ontology annotation, molecular function: prostaglandin F receptor activity. Gene Ontology annotation, biological process: inflammatory response; positive regulation of cytosolic calcium ion concentration; adenylate cyclase-activating G protein-coupled receptor signaling pathway. NCBI's taxonomy places the organism in Eukaryota, Metazoa, Chordata, Actinopteri, Osteoglossiformes, Osteoglossidae. Bases 1 to 1104 code for a protein of 367 amino acids. The record is from RefSeq and is a predicted model, not a curated record. The transcript is spliced from 2 exons. Gene Ontology annotation, cellular component: plasma membrane.
AUGCUCAGCAAUGGCUCUUCCAUGGAGAACUGCAUGGUCCCCAGCUCGACCAACGUCACCUGCCGUCGAAUUGAGCUGUCUGCCAUGAUCUCCGUGUUUACCAUGACGGUGGGCAUGCUCUCCAACACACUGGCUCUGCUCAUCCUCAUCAAGGCUUACCGCCGCUUCCGCCUCAAGUCCAAAGCUUCCUUCCUGCUCUUCGCCAGCAGCUUGGUGGCAACCAACUUCUUGGGGCAUCUCAUCAAUGGCUCCCUGGCCCUCUAUGUGUACAGCCUCUGCAUGGACUGGAGAGCCAUUGACCCUCGCGGCAUCCUCUGUGGGUUCUUCGGGGCCUCCAUGGUCUUCUUUGGGCUCAGUGCCCUGCUGCUGGGCAGCGGCAUGGCGGUGGAGCGCUGCCUCGGUGUCACUCAGCCCCUCUUCCAUUCUGUGGUCCUUACCUCCUGUCAUGCCAAGAGGCUCUUGGGUUUUCUAUGGCUGCUGGCUGCCCUUGUGGCCCUGAUGCCUGUUGUGACCCGUCGUCCCUACCGCGUGCAAUAUUCACGGAGCUGGUGCUUCUACGAUGAAGGGCGAGCUAAGGACUGGUUGGAUCUCUUCCUGCCACUGCUCUUCUCAUCGGUGGGGCUGUUGGCACUCCUCGUGUCCAUCCUGUGCAACACGGUGACGGGAGCAACACUCCUGCGCUCCAAGCUGCUGGGCCAGAGGUGCUCCAAGGUCCACACAGCCUAUCACCAGGAGAUGAUCUGCCAGCUUCUGGCCAUUAUGUUGGUCUCCUGCAUCUGCUGGGGCCCAAUCUUGGUCAACGUGGUUGUCCGGAGUGCUGGGGCUCGGGGCCUGCAGGACUGCGGACACAUGCUUCUGGCUGUGCGCAUGGCCACCUGGAACCAGAUCCUGGACCCGUGGGUGUACAUCCUGCUGCGCAAGGCCGUCCUCAGGAAGCUGUUCCGCGUGGCCCGGAGGUGCUGCAGCCCGCUCUUCCCUUCGCUUUACAAGUGGGACCGCAGUACCGUGAAGGGCUCCGUGCGCAGCAGUACGUGCCGGAGCAGCGCCCCCCGGAGGCAGCCGCCGGGCGAGCAACGUACGGCUCGGCCUCCCGCGACAUGCUAG